Messenger RNA from Rotaria socialis, 1164 nucleotides. The record is from the annotation of a GenBank genome assembly. NCBI's taxonomy places the organism in Eukaryota, Metazoa, Rotifera, Eurotatoria, Philodinida, Philodinidae.
AUGCCUCAAAACGAACAUAUUGAACUCCAUCGUAAACGACAUGGUCGUCGAUUCGAUCAUGAUGAAAAACAAAAGAAGAAAGAAGGACGUCUGCCACAUAUCUUAUCGAAGAAAGCUCAAACAUUACGUGGCAUCAAAGCUAAAUUAUAUAAUAAGCGUCGUCAAAAUGAAAAGAUUCAAAUGAAAAAAACAAUUAAAAGUCACGAAGAAAAAGAAACAAAACAACGCGAAGAAGUACCAGAAGGUGCCGUACCCGCUUAUUUACUUGACCGUGAAAAACAAAGUCGAGCUAAAGUAUUAUCGAAUACUAUUAAACAAAAACGAAAAGAAAAAGCGGGUAAAUGGGACGUACCAAUACCGAAAGUAAAAGCAGUUAGUGAAGCUGAAGUUUUCCGUGUUGUACAAUCAGGAAAACGACGAAAGAAAGUAUGGAAACGUUUGGUUACAAAGCCUUGUUUUGUUGGUGAAGGAUUUACACGAAAACCGCCAAAGUUUGAACGAUUUAUUCGUCCAAUGGCACUUCGAUUCACCAAAGCGCAUGUCACUCAUCCAGAAUUGAGAGCAACAUUUCAAUUACCAAUUAUUGGUGUUAAGAAGAAUCCAAGCUCACCAUUGUACACAUCCUUAGGUGUUAUUACCAAAGGAACAGUACUUGAAGUUAAUGUCAGCGAACUUGGUAUGGUUACACAAGGUGGUAAGACAAUUGAAACUUCAAAAAAAAUGCAUGACUCUUUUAUUGAAACAAAAUCAAUCACUAGUUAUUGGCAAUUUCUUCGUAUGAUCAAUUGGUAUGAACCAUGGUUAAUUGGAUUAUGUGGUUUUCAUGCUAUUUGUUUAUUAAUUAUUGUCGUUACACGCGGAUAUCAUAAUAUUCAAAUAUUCCUUUUUGUUGGCCUUCUUUCAUGCAUCUAUUGUGCAGAGUACAUUAAUCAAUUAGGUGCUGAAAAAUGGCAGCUAUUUGCCGAAGAUCAGUAUUUUGAUAGUCGAGGAAUGUUCAUAUCGACUGUUUUAUCUUUUCCUGUAAUUAUUAAUUGCUGUGUUAUUGUGGGUAUUUGGCUUUAUGAAUCAAUCUACUUAUUGAAAAUUUGUGUUAAACGCUUGAAGAAAGCACGUAUUGAACAACAUAAAAAAACUGAAAAAGAUGACAAGAAAAAAGCAGAAUAG